UCAAGUUGAGACUCAUCUGAAACAGAAACAGGGCGUUUUGGAACACCUCAACUUUGGAGAUCAGCAAUGAAGGUUGUCGCCGCAUAUUUGCUCGCUGUGUUGGGUGGCAACACCAGCCCUUCCGCAGAUGAUUUGAAGAAUAUCCUCGGAUCAGUUGGUGCUGAUGCUGAUGAGGAUAAGAUUGAGUUGCUCCUCUCUGAAGUUAAGGGAAAAGACAUUACAGAGCUUAUUGCAUCUGGAAGGGAAAAGUUGGCUUCAGUUCCUGCUGGUGGAGGAGGUGCCGCCAUUGCCGUAGCUGCUAGUGGCGGCGGCGGCGGUGCUGGUGCUGCAGUUGCUGCAGAAGAACCAAAGAAAGAAGAAAAAGUUGAAGAGAAAGAGGAGUCUGAUGAUGACAUGGGCUUCAGUCUUUUCGACUAAGGGAUUUUCAGCUGGUCUGUAUGGUGAAACCUUUUUAUUCUAUGUCCAAGCUGUUGGUGAAUUUUAGAAAAUUUUGGGUAUUCAGAGUAGACAUGAAUGUGUUUUGUUAGAAUCUUUAUUGCUUUCCCGUUUUUGUCGUAUGACUUUUUAGAGGACGCAUAUAUGGGCGCUUUAUUGUAGUUGGAUAAAUGGAAAAAAGAAGUUCAUUAUCCUAAAUUGCUCUCAAAGCUGUUGAGAAAGAGUACAUCUUUUAUAACAAAUUACUCCAGUGAAGACUGGACCAAAUUUCAAUCCUGAGUUCA
Messenger RNA from Telopea speciosissima, 719 nucleotides. Its product is annotated as 60S acidic ribosomal protein P2-like. Bases 67 to 417 code for a protein of 116 amino acids. Gene Ontology annotation, cellular component: ribosome; cytosolic large ribosomal subunit. The record is from RefSeq and is a predicted model, not a curated record. The transcript has 4 exons. Gene Ontology annotation, molecular function: structural constituent of ribosome. NCBI's taxonomy places the organism in Eukaryota, Viridiplantae, Streptophyta, Magnoliopsida, Proteales, Proteaceae. Gene Ontology annotation, biological process: cytoplasmic translational elongation.